AUGGAAGAAGUUGGACAGAACCCGUUGGAUGAUGUGCAACAGAUGAUGGAAAUACCAACAUUAGCAAUCAUAAAACAGAACCUUGACUGCCUAAACUCAGAACUUGAAAAGGACCUGCAGAGACUGGAUGAAGCAAAUCUGGUUCUUCUUAGAAAAAUUCGAGAGAAAGAAGAAAGUAUUCAAAGUCUGGAAAGAGAGAUCACCCUGACACUAGGACGAGCCAAAGAGAGAGAUGAGUUGAAUCAUCUCAUAUCUAAGCAAGAGGAAGCCCUGAGGGACCUGGGAUUGGAGACAGCAAAGCUGGAAAAAAGCAAUAAUAUCCUGAGCAGAAAUGUGGUGGAGCUUCAGAAGAAGAUUUCAAGGAGAUUUAAAAAUGUUGGCCUUGAAAAAGGAGCCCUAAAGCAAAUCUUGGCAGAAGUGAAGGUGAGGCUACAAAAGUCAACAGAGUCCUGUGCAAAGCAAGAGAAGCAGCUGAUCAAGACAGAGAGUGACUACCAAUCCGUGUAUCAGCUCUGCGAGGACCAGGCCCACUACAUAAAGAAAUACCAGCAAAUUCUGAGGCAUAUAGAAAAGGAAAAGGAGGUGCUGCUUCUUGAAAAAGAAAUAUCCAAAGCCCAGAAUAACUCCUCUCAAGUAGUGAAACCUGGGUCAAUUCUGGUGGAGACCAUCCAAAGCAACAUGGAGAAGACCAUUAUCAAGAAACAGAAGAGACUCUUUUGGUACAGGCACUUCCCGUGUUUUGUCUUCGUGGCCAUCAUCUUCAUUAGGCUACUGGAUUACCUGUUCUUCCACCUGCAGGACCUAAACCCAGACCUUCUCGUGGAUGCCCUGCCCAUGAUCAUGAGCAGGGGCACCUUGAAGAGGCUGAGGGAUGUCUUAUUUCCCUUCCUCACUCUAGAGGUGGAAGAAGUCCUACCGCACUAGUCGGGGGGGGAGGGUGCUGGGGACCCUGAACCACACUGGAGUGCUGUGG
Molecule: messenger RNA, 973 nt
Organism: Lemur catta (Ring-tailed lemur)
Lineage: Eukaryota; Metazoa; Chordata; Mammalia; Primates; Lemuridae
Product: transmembrane and coiled-coil domain-containing protein 5B-like
Exons: 11
Coding region: 1-924 (307 amino acids)
Source: RefSeq, a predicted model, not a curated record